AGUGUCCGCGGGUUACUAGCGGUCAGUGGACACUCUAUAAGGUUGAGGCCCGCCGCCUCCUGCACGCACCGGGCACAAGUGAACUGCAUUUCCCAUCGUGCAUCGCGCCGGGAAGAGCCUCCUGGACCACAACUCCCGGCAUGCCGCCUGUCCCGGCGGCGCGGCCCGGAGCUGGUUUGACGGGCGGAGCGGUGGCGGAGGAUGGAGGCGGUGGUGUUCCUCUUCUCGCUCCUCGACUGUUGCGCGCUCAUCUUCCUCUCUGUCUACUUCAUCAUUACAUUGUCUGAUUUAGAAUGUGAUUACAUUAACGCUAGAUCAUGUUGCUCAAAAUUAAACAAGUGGGUCAUACCAGAGUUGAUUGGCCACACUAUUGUCACUGUGUUAAUGCUUGUUUCAUUGCACUGGUUCAUCUUCCUUCUCAACUUACCUGUUGCCACCUGGAAUAUAUAUAGGUUCAUCAUGGUGCCAAGUGGUAACAUGGGAGUGUUUGAUCCAACAGAAAUACACAAUCGGGGGCAGUUAAAGUCACAUAUGAAAGAAGCCAUGAUCAAGCUUGGUUUCUACCUGCUCUGUUUCUUCAUGUAUCUCUAUAGUAUGAUUCUAGCUUUGAUAAAUGACUGAAGCUGGAGAAGCCGGGGUUGAAGCCAGCUGCACUACACUGCACAAUUGAGGAGCCAGAGACUACUUAAACCACCCUUAAAACCAUGACCAUAGCAGUAUAUAUUUUGGUCUUUGAACAAAAAAAAAGCUAUUUUUGCUGUAUUUUUACCACAUAAAGUAUUUACAAAAAAAAAAAAAAUGAAUUGAGUUUUUGUAGAUUUCUGAUUCUCACCCUCAACACGUGAAAGUGUUUUGUGUUCUCUGUGGUAGAGCUGUUUGGUAGAGGUAGGAAUGUGUGCCAGCUUUGCAUGCCAAGGAAAUAAGAACACACCCAAAAGAGCCCUGACUAGAUGAGCUGGGCUGUCUUGAAGUCUGAGAAGCCGGAGCAGAGAGCAAUACAGCUAUUAGUUACCCCUCUUGUCUAUAUUGUGGCAACUUCAUGUUAAUGUGGCUUAAGAAUUUUGGGGACUUUUCAGCUAAGUCUUUCAACAGAAAAUGACAUUUUAAAAUAUAAUUAUUUCUUUGCAAUAUUUGAAGGCAUGUGCCCAGGUACAAUGUAAUUCCUGCUUACAGAAAGGAAAAAUAAAUUUUAAAAUCAAGAUUUUUAUCAAGAGCUUUCAUUUUAAAGCUUGUAUCUCUAUAAUUCCAUACUCCCUCCCAUCCCCUCCCCCCCACACACACAGUCGUCACCUUGGCUCUUGCCAGGCUUUAUUUUUGCAGCAUGAUUGUUCCAUUUGUAUUUCAUCUCUUUAGUAAUAUGUUUUAAUGGAUUUGGAGAGGCGACUUGCUAGAAGCCUCUCAGAAUGAGGAACUCAGUCAGUCAUUGUUAGUGAAACAGCCGUGAGUCCUCACUUGGUGCAGAAUUAAUUGCGCCUCCUUUCCCUUUGUGCUGAUCACUCCGUGGAUCGGGAAACCCAGUACAAGCCAUUGCAUGCACAUGGCAGUAACUAAGCACUCUUUAACUCUGGCUCUGGAUGAGAGCAGUUCACCUCCUAGCCUCUGUUUAUCGUGUCUUGCAGUGCAGCGUGAAUCUGGCAAUUCUUCCUCGGUCCUAUCUGCACUUUAAUGUUGGUGUCCUAAGCACUGGUAUUUAAGAAAACAUGACUGUUCACUUUGGCAUGAUGGACCUUGGUGGCAAAACAGUGUGUGGUUUCCCAGAAGAUUAGAUGUUUAAAUAUCGCAUGUCUUAUUGAGAAUUGGUAGAAGCAAGAGAGCCAGGAAGCUAGAUUCCCUGUCAGAAUGGGAGCAUGCUCUGUCCACAUAGGAAAAAAGGAUUCGGGAUGGCUUGCAAAGGAAACUUGGUUCACUGAACUCUGAAAUUCACAGAAAUUCCCAACAGUAAUCUUGUAUUUCUGCCUGGGAAAGGGCUAAGAAGCUGUAACACAGGAGUUAGUUUGUUUCCAUCUUUUUCAUACCGUUUCUCUCUGAGACACCUGCUUAACACCCCACCCUACCUUCCUUUUCCUCUCGGUGUCGCUCAAGCUUUUCAGACAGACCUGUUGGAGGAGUCAUAGAACUGAGACAGUCAGCUAUCAUACUUAACAUGGCUCCAAGGGAGUGGAGGAUUUGGGGCUCAAAUGUUUCAUCUUCUCCAAGUAUUCUUAACCCAAACGGAAAGCGAUAUGGCCAAGCACCUUUGGGCUAUCACUGUCUGUCAGGUGUAAGCUGCUAAGGCCGGGUGAAUGAGAAAGCUGCCUAGUCUUUAACAAUCAAACUUCAUUCUGAAACACUAACUAGUUACCAACAACCCCUUUCUUUCUCAUACUGCUUGUGUAUAUCAAAGCCAGGAAAGGGAUUGGGAAAGUCAUUCCUCUGGACUUUUUGGAGGGAGAGGGAUGCUUCUAGAAGUGCUGAAAAGGCGGGAGCAAGCACUGGCCCUCAGUGGCUGUGGUUGGGCUGACAGUGCUGCUGUACAGUGCUCAGGGCAUUGCAGGGACCUCCGAGCUAUCUGUUCUAGCAUUUUCAUCUCCAAGAUGGAGACAGGCCUGGGGAUUGUCAGAGGUCUCCAAAGUGUGAACACCUGAAGUCUAGUUCAGUUCAGUGUCCGGCUGUGCCCUCUGUAAAGACUCUAAUGUUGAGGGCCUUGCCAGUACAGACUGCCAUUGGGUGCUCCUAUGCUGGGUCAUGUCGCCCUUUGCUUGUAGACUUUUAGCAAUAGCAGAUGACUGUUAGCUCUCCAGAGCUGAGGGAGUGAGACCCAAGAUGCAGCCCCACUCGUCACAUCUAGCAGGUCCCUCUUCAUGCCUGCUACACAAGAGGAGGAUGUAGCAAGAACUCAGAGGCUUCCCUCUGACGUGGUCUGACUUUAAACCUCUGAACUGUCUCCUAUGGGAAGUGCUGUCACUUGUAUGCAGUUGGUCUCUCUUCCUAGAUUGUGCGCUCCUGGAGAGCAGAGUCCACUGUGCUCAUGUUUGUGUUGUCUUCCUUUCUCUCCUGGCGCCUAAUACAGUGCCUUGCACACAGAAACAAUAAAUGGCUGUUGAAUAACAAGCUGA
This is a messenger RNA of Peromyscus californicus insignis, 3095 nucleotides long. It is a transcript of the gene Cnih4, whose product is annotated as cornichon family AMPA receptor auxiliary protein 4. The coding region runs from base 202 to 621 and encodes 139 amino acids. Gene Ontology annotation, biological process: endoplasmic reticulum to Golgi vesicle-mediated transport. Gene Ontology annotation, cellular component: endoplasmic reticulum membrane; COPII-coated ER to Golgi transport vesicle. The transcript is spliced from 5 exons. The record is from RefSeq and is a predicted model, not a curated record. Lineage: Eukaryota; Metazoa; Chordata; Mammalia; Rodentia; Cricetidae.